AUGGGCAAAGCUUUAAAGGUAUUAGAGAGCGCAUCUCGUCGGGAACUACAGGCAUUAGCAAAGACAUUGAAGCUCUGUCGAGGCAAUGCAAAGUCGGACGUGAUUGUGACCCACGCCAAAGAGUUCAUCGACAACCACCCGAUGGAUGGCGAGCAGCAGGUGCUAGAUGCAUUGGGUAGCAGUGAAAGUGUAGUACCAGUCACAUCGUCACAAGAAGUGGAUUUUAAAAAUGAGGAGCAGCCGGAGGACGAACCAGUGGAGAAGAUUGAGACCAAAGACGUAUGCGUUGAGACUAAACGAGUGACGCCGAAGGAACAGGAGAAGAUAAAGAGCAAGCAAGUGUUGUCUCCUACAGAUACCAGUGAGUCGUCUCCUACCACUUCAUUGUCUGCAAAGAGCUUUGAGUCUCCUGUGACGACAACUGCAUCAUUGGCUAAAACGUCUUUCACUAUUGCUGGUAAAACUCGACCGACAGCAAGCGCCACGACUACCAAAAUGACUGCACCGAUCAGUAAGAAAGCAGGAGUUACGGCACGUAAAGCCGUAGAAGCUCUUGUCAACUCUGCGGGUGAUCUGACAUUUGUUGGAGAAUCACGAGUGCGCUGUUCCACAACGGGACACGAGAUGCUGGCAGAUGUGAACAUUAUUAACACGUACCUUUGUGGUAAGCGUUACCAAAAGGCACGUAACCUCAAGCUUUCUUUUGCAAAGUAUGCACCAAUGUUUGUGGAUCACCCUGACGAAUCAAAGACAGAUAUGCUGUGGUGUAAUGUGACCGAGUUAGCCAUUGCCCGAGAUGAAAAGCGUGUGAAAGACCACAUGACUGCCCCUAGAUAUCAGAAACAAUUGCCUAUUUGGAAAGAGCAAGAGGCUGCAAAGAAGAAAGCAGAGGAAGAAGAGAAACAACGUCGAGCAGCUCGCAUGGAGGCGUUAAAGAAGAGGAAGCUUGAUGCUGCAAAUGCAAAAGAAAAUGAUGAUGAUGGUGAUGAUGAUGACGCAUCAUUGAGUAAGCGGUCGAUCAAGCGAAAACGCCGAUCUGUCAAGUUGGAUAAGUAA
Peronospora belbahrii is the source of this 1056-nucleotide messenger RNA. Lineage: Eukaryota; Oomycota; Peronosporomycetes; Peronosporales; Peronosporaceae. The record is from the annotation of a GenBank genome assembly.